AUGGCUACGAAAAAAGAGAGAUGGAUAAAACACUACAGAAGCUCUCAGAAAAUACUAUUGGUUGGUGAGGGUAAUUUCUCAUUUUCUUCAUGUUUAGCUAGAGCUUUUGGCUCUGCAACUAACAUGGUUGCAACUUCUUUUGAUGAUAAAGAGACUUUGUUGAGGAGGUAUUGGAUAAACUGCGCAUCGUAUUUGGAGGACUUGAAAGAAAGAGGGUGUUUGGUGUUACAUGAAGUAAACGUACAUGACAUGAACCAACAUCCAACAUUAAAAUCCAUCAAAUUUGAUGUUAUCAUCUUCAACUUCCCUCAUGCAGGCCAUGUAAGCUGGUUAAAAGAAAGCGACAAAUUACUUAUCGAGAGGCAUAGGCAUUUGGUGAGGGCGUUUUUUGAAAGUGCGAGUGAGUUGUUGAAAGAAGAUGGUGAAGUUCAUAUAACACAUAGGGAUGACGAUCCAUAUAGACAAUGGAAACUGGAGGAGCUUUGUGAAACUGCUGGUUUUUGUUUGAAAGAGAAAGUAGAAUUCAAUAAGAAGGACUACCCUGGCUAUAUCAAUAAGAGGGGCGGCAAUAUCAACGGCAAUGUUACGUUUCCUCUCAAUGACUGCAGCUUCACAUUUAAAUUUUGUCUGCAAAAAUCUGGUUCCUCAUUGACUUCUAAUGAUGAUGAUGGAUAUCAUAUGAUUAGUGAAGCUAUUGUUAAUGAAGUGAAUGGUAUUUUAGCUGAAUUGGGGGUUGAAAGUUUGGACUAA
Ziziphus jujuba (common jujube) is the source of this 750-nucleotide messenger RNA. RefSeq lists its product as uncharacterized. Lineage: Eukaryota; Viridiplantae; Streptophyta; Magnoliopsida; Rosales; Rhamnaceae. The record is from RefSeq and is a predicted model, not a curated record. Bases 1 to 750 code for a protein of 249 amino acids. Gene Ontology annotation, molecular function: rRNA (uridine-N3-)-methyltransferase activity. The transcript is spliced from 3 exons. Gene Ontology annotation, cellular component: cytoplasm. Gene Ontology annotation, biological process: rRNA base methylation.